AAUUCUGAUCAUCACACAGUACCACCACCUCCUCUGCAAGAUUAAGAUUUACCAUUUUUCUAUCCCACAUAAACACUUGCACUGGCACGGAAAGCGUCUCAAUUGUUGCCGAGGCUUGGUCGAGUUGAGAUAGGACAAAACAUAGGUUUUAUCUUUAUUAUUUACACAACAAUAUUGUGCUAAGUGCGUUUACGUCUCGUGUAAUUUGUUACGUAACGUAACGAUAAAUCGUAGAUUAAGUAUUUAGUAAAGGCCUCGCAGUGCCUACGUAUGGAGAAGCAUGGUCACCAAAAUGUGAGAGGACGUGGAGUUGCAGUAUCUAGUAGUCGUAAAGUAAUAACCUUACUAGCGUGCAAAUGACCAAACAAUGGUGGACAAUGUCAUCUCCUUCCUGCAGUUUCUCAAUUUCAUCUCAAUGUGAUCCACUAACUCCUAACUGACUUACUUACUUACUCAGAGAGCAUUGCAAAUUUAGUGCCAGUCGUAAAAUCAACAACAACAUCGUAAAACAAAUAUAUCCAGUUGAAACGUCUAAAUCAACCAUGGUGUUCACGGCAGCGGCUCAUUUAAUCAACAUGUUUUGCAACAUGGUCCCCUGCUCGGUUACACAGCCCCCUCCACAAGCCUUCAUUCGGGACAAUUACAACUGGGCGGGUAGUAGUACCACGACACCGACCCCGUUUUAUUAUGAUGUUCCCCCAACGUCGCACCUCCCUAAAAACUCCUCGAGUGGCCAAGAACAAUUAGAAUUCAAUUUUAAUUCGGAUGAGCUUGCGCUAAGUGCGAGAUCCAAGCGGCUACUUGGACAUCCGAGACAUAGAUCCAGGUCUAAAAAUCCAUACCCGCAAAAUAAUCGGGGACAGAAUCAAGCAAGACAGUCUAGAAUGACGGUGACCACUCCGUACUCGACACCGGUGGCGAGAAGGUCACGGACAGACCAACUUUCUGGAGGUUCACCGGGUCAAAGUAGAGGGCUUAAUUCCGUACUGCCAAAUAUCUUCUCGGCCGUUCCAGUGAUUCCGGUUUUGUUCAAUAAUCUCAACGGUCUCGUGAGGUCGAUGACGAACACGAUCGAGAGUUCGGUGGGGGGACGAGGAGGGGACGGAAUUGGGGAUCGGAGUGGGAGAAGUGGGGCUGGAUUUGAGCCCCCUCUGCCCAUCGUGAGCACACAGUAUGGAGAUUUGGAGGGGUAUUUCAUGGGGACGAUGAAGGGCAGGAGGAUAUCAGCGUUUGAAGGCGUGCCUUUCGCAGAACCUCCCAUUGGAAAGUAUCGAUUCAGGCCACCCGUUCCAAAAUUCCCGUGGAAAUCGAUCUAUCCCGCAAAGAAGACGGGGAGCAGUUGCAGCCAGGCACACCCACUGGAUUUCUUCAUGGUGACGGGAUCAGAGGAUUGCUUGUUUUUAAAUGUUUACACUCCACAGAUUCGGCAAGGGUCAACAUCUCCGAAAUUGCCAAUCCUCUUUUUAAUCCAUGGGGGAUCUUUUCAAUACGGAUCUUCGGCGGAGUAUGGUCCCACCUACUUGCUAGACGAAGAGGUCAUCUUAGUCACGGCUAAUUACAGGUUGGGACCAUUAGGAUUUCUGAGUACUGGAGAUGAACAAAGUCCAGGAAAUUAUGGCCUCAAAGACCAAGCUCUAGCGUUGAAAUGGGUUUAUGAAAACAUUGAGGAAUUUGGUGGGGAUAAAAAUCGUAUCACAAUAAUGGGACAAUCGGCUGGAGGAGUCUCAGCUCACCUCCAUCUUAUCGCGAAUAAGACGACGGCCUAUUUCCAAAGUGGGGUGAGCCUUUCCGGAUCAGCCUUCGGAUUUUGGCCCAUCGUUGAGAAAAAGAGGUCACAAGAGUUGGGACGAAAAUUAGCAUCUGCCGUAAAUUGUAGGCGGUCGAGUUCACGCGAGAUGAUGAGAUGUCUUCGAUCCGUGAAUCCUCAUGUCAUCACGGCAGCUCAAAUGCAACUCUAUGAAUGGAUCCCAUUCCAUCCUCUCGUGCUGUUUGCCCCCGUGAUCGAGGACGAAACUCCCGACGCAUUUUUAACCCGACGGCCCGAACAGGCUUAUGAGACCGGAGAAGUGAUGGAUAAACCUUGGAUUUUCGGUCAAACUUCGCAAGAAGGACAUUUCGAUAUUUACUUCAUGAGACUGAUGAUGCAAGCCCCCAGCAUUGCCUUGAAUGGGAGGCGUUAUCUCCCCAUAAUUCUGGACUAUGGGCGAACCACCCGACAACCCCUCACGAGCCAAAUUACAGAAAAACUACUACAAUUUUACGGAGGUGCAUUAAUCGGUCAAGGGAUAAAUAUGCGUUCGAUAAGUGAUAUGUACACGGAUCGUUUUUACACUUCCACGAUAAGAAAAGCCAUCAAGUCGCAUUCAGCCAUUGCCCCCGAUUCUACAUAUGCGUAUGUCUUUGAUUACAAAGGGAAAUACAAUUUGGGAUCCCUGUUCGGAAGUCCAGAAUCAGAGUGGGGCGUUUCCCACACCGAGGACAUGUUUUUCUACUUUAAUUCCUCCGUCUAUCACCACGGUCUUCAGCGAGACGAUAACGAGUACGGAUUGAGCCAAAUAAUGACUGAUUUCCUGGCGAACUUUGUGUCGACGGGGACACCAAUGCACAUGAAUGCCAAUAAUUCCGAGGUCCCAUUUUGGGACCCUGUGAACCCUUCCUCCACGAGUGAACCACUCCAGUAUUUACGGAUUCGGAAAGAACUCUCCAUGAUGGCUGACCCAUUUUCUGAGCGCGUUCAAUUUUGGGAGUCAUUAGGUUUAGAUUAAUUCGCCUCCAAGAGAACAUAACAUUUUUAUCGAGAGAUUAUUGACUGAUUUGCAUAAUUAAAUAUUAAAUACUUAUUAAUCCUGUUAAUUAGUUAGUUAAUUAUGCAAUGUAUUUAGGUAAGUUAUAUAUGGUUGUUUAAGUUUGUAAAAAGGAUUAAUUAAUAAUAACAAAUGAGUAAUAAUGACAGAUCAAUUUUAAAA
Molecule: messenger RNA, 2966 nt
Organism: Folsomia candida
Lineage: Eukaryota; Metazoa; Arthropoda; Collembola; Entomobryomorpha; Isotomidae
Product: venom carboxylesterase-6
Exons: 16
Coding region: 543-2765 (740 amino acids)
Source: RefSeq, a predicted model, not a curated record